Molecule: messenger RNA, 6302 nt
Organism: Myripristis murdjan (pinecone soldierfish)
Lineage: Eukaryota; Metazoa; Chordata; Actinopteri; Holocentriformes; Holocentridae
Gene: adamts9
Product: ADAM metallopeptidase with thrombospondin type 1 motif, 9
Exons: 40
Coding region: 98-5935 (1945 amino acids)
Biological process (GO): extracellular matrix organization; proteolysis
Cellular component (GO): extracellular matrix
Molecular function (GO): zinc ion binding; metalloendopeptidase activity
Source: RefSeq, a predicted model, not a curated record
UGUGGCAGGCGGACCGGAGGCGGAAAGCCCGGAGUGACCGGAGGAAUACAGUAUUACAGGACUACAGGCUGCCGCUCUCAUCUGAACGUGGACAAUCAUGCAUGUGCUCUUCUGGGGCUUGGGGUUCCUGCUAUUCCCUGAUUUCUUGAAUGUAGUCGCAUCUACGGGGAGAUUGUUUCUGAAUUCAAGCAAAGUAAAAGAGGAGAUUGGCGCUUAUGAGAUUGUAACACCGGUGCGAGUGAAUGAAGCCGGUGAUAAGUUUCCUACCAGUGUGCACUUCAAGAGGAAAAGACGAAGUUUGGACGAGAGCUCCGGCAAUAUCACGGAUCAAUGGGCCUCGCCAAAUAUCCACUACAGGAUAUCUGCUUUCGGACAGAACUACCACCUCAACCUCACGCUGGAUUCGGGAUUUAUUGCACCUCUCUACACUGUGACAAUACUUGGAGUACCCAGAGGAGGUAACAUAACGGAUUUUUCACCAGAUCGGGAGGUGGAGGAGGAGGAGGAGGAGGAGGAGGACACGGAGUUAAAGCACUGCUUUUAUAAAGGACAUGUGAAUGCUCAAGCAGAACACGCCGCGGUCAUCAGUUUGUGCUCCGGACUGCUCGGCACUUUCAGGUCUCCGGAAGGGGAGUAUUUCGUGGAGCCCCUUCACAGCUACCAAGGAGAACACUAUGAAGAAGAACACACAAAACCUCAUAUUGUAUACAAGAAAAGUGCACCCAAGAAACAGACAUCCGGGGAGGACUCAGCUUGUGACACAUCAGGACACAAACACAGACAUAAGAGGCACAAGCUGAAGCGACGGUCGGCGGCGGGGGUGACCAUUGUGUCGGACCCAGCCCCUGUGGUCAGCGGGGGCAUGUUCCAUGACUUGGAAUCACUGAGCGCGGGGCUGGCCAGCAAUGCCUUAGCCAGAUCAGAGGGCGCCAGUCUUAGCGCUAGACCAUCAAAUGAUAGCAGCGGUGACUCAGGACCUCACAGGAGAUCAAAGCGCUUCCUCUCCUACCCGCGCUUCGUUGAAGUCAUGCUGGUGGCCGACAGCAAAAUGGUGGAGCAUCAUGGCAGCAACCUCCAGCACUACAUACUAACCUUAAUGUCCAUUGUGUCUUCCAUCUACAAGGACCCCAGCAUUGGCAAUCUGAUUAACAUUGUGAUUGUAAAGUUAGUCAUAAUAAACAAUGAGCUGGACGGUCCCAUCAUUUCCUUUAAUGCACAGACCACUUUAAAGAACUUUUGCAUUUGGCAGCAGAGCCAGAACAUCCUGGACGACAACCACCACUCCCACCAUGACACUGCCAUUCUCAUCACCAGGCAGGACAUCUGCAGAGCGAGGGAUAAGUGUGAUACUUUAGGGCUUGCGGAGUUGGGGACAGUGUGUGAUCCAUACAGGAGCUGCAGUAUCAGUGAGGACAAUGGACUCAGCACUGCAUUCACCAUCGCCCACGAACUUGGCCAUGUAUUCAACAUGCCCCAUGAUGACAGUAACAAAUGCAAAGAGGACGGAGUUAAGAUUCAGCAACAUGUGAUGGCCCCUACACUGAACUACAACACUAACCCUUGGAUGUGGUCCAAAUGUAGCAGGAAGUACAUCACCGAGUUCCUCGACACAGGAUAUGGUGAGUGCUUGCUCGACGAGCCUGUUUCUAGGCCGUACAGUCUCUCGCAGCAGCUGCCUGGACGGAUAUACAAUGUCAAUAAACAGUGUGAAUUGAUAUUCGGGCCGGGGACACAGGUGUGCCCUUAUAUGACCCAGUGUCGUAGGUUGUGGUGCACCAGUCCAGAGGGGGCCCAGCGGGGCUGCAGGACCCAGCACAUGCCAUGGGCAGACGGCACUGACUGCUCCCCUGGAAAGCACUGCAAGCAUGGCCUAUGUAUAGCCAAAGAGCAUGACGCCACACCUGUGGAGGGUGCAUGGGGCAUUUGGAGUCCCUUCGGUACCUGUUCGCGGACGUGCGGCGGAGGCAUCAAGAUCGCCGUGCGCGAGUGCAACCGACCCGUGCCCAGGAAUGGGGGUAUGUACUGUGUGGGUCGCAGGAUGAAGUUUCGUUCCUGUAACUCUGAACCCUGCUCCAAACAGAAGAAGGACUUCAGGGAGGAGCAAUGUGCUGCCUUCGAUGGCAGGCACUUCAACAUCAACGGUCUACCUCCUAAUGUUCGUUGGGUGCCCAAGUACAGCGGCAUCCUCAUGAAGGAUAGGUGUAAGCUGUUCUGUAGGGUGGCAGGCAGCACGGCCUACUAUCAGCUCAGGGACAGGGUCAUCGAUGGCACGCCGUGCGGACCCGACACCAAUGACAUCUGUGUGCAGGGCCUGUGCAGGCAAGCGGGCUGUGACCACGUAUUGAACUCUAAAGCCAGGCGGGACAAGUGUGGCGUGUGUGGAGGUGACAACUCCUCUUGCAAAACGGUAGCAGGCACCUUCAACAUCGUCCGCUACGGCUAUAAUGAAGUGGUGCGAAUACCCAGUGGUGCUACAAAUAUAGAUGUGCGUCAACACAGCUACUCAGGGAAACCGGAAGAUGACAACUACCUCGCUGUCUCAAAUAGCCGUGGAGAGUUCCUGCUUAACGGGGAGUUUGUGGUCAGCAUGUUCAAAAGGGAAAUCAAAGUGGGAAACGCCAUCAUCGAGUACAGUGGCUCUGACCAUGUCGUUGAGAGGAUCAACUGCACUGACCGCAUUGAGGAGGAGAUCAUUGUCCAGGUGCUGUCAGUUGGGAACCUUUACAACCCAGAUGUCAGGUACUCUUUCAACAUUCCCAUAGAAGACAAACCUCAGCAGUUCUUCUGGGAUGCCUAUGGGCCCUGGCAGGAGUGCAGCCGCCUGUGCCAAGGAGAGCGCAAGAGGAAGAUCCUAUGUAGCAGAGAGUCAGACAGGGUAGUAGUGUCCGACCAGAGGUGUCACGGCACAGCCAGGCCUGCUGUGAUCACCGAACCCUGCAACACAGAAUGUGAACUCAGGUGGCACGUGGCCCGCAAGAGUGAAUGCACAGCCCAGUGUGGCCUGGGAUACCGUACCCUGGAAAUCUACUGUGCCAAAAUCAGCCGCACAGAUGGCAAGACCCAGAAGGUUGAUGACCGCUACUGUAGCAACCAGCGCAAACCUGAUGACAAAGAGGUUUGCCAUGGAGACUGUAAUCCAGGUGGUUGGGAAUACUCAUCGUGGUCAGAGUGCUCCAAGAGCUGUGGUGGGGGCACCCGCCGUCGAGGGGCAGUAUGUGGAAAGGCAGCCGAGGCCGGGGGCGAUGAGAGCAAAUGUAGUCAAAGGGACAAGGUGACCGUCCAACCCUGCAAUGAAUUCCUCUGUCCACAAUGGAAGACUGGCGACUGGUCUGAGUGCCUGGUGACUUGUGGGAAAGGUUACAAGCACCGCCAGACUUGGUGCCAGUUUGGGGAGGACCGUCUAGACGAUCGCUUCUGUGACUCGUCUAAACCCGGGUCAGUGCAGACAUGCCAACAGCAGGAGUGUGCCUCUUGGCAGGUCGGACCCUGGGGACAGUGCACUACCUCGUGUGGGCCAGGCUACCAGAUGCGAGCAGUGAAGUGUGUGGUGGGCUCCUAUGGCGCCGUCAUGGAUGACACUGAAUGUAACGCUGCCACCCGUCCCACUGACACCCAGGACUGUGAACUGGCCCAGUGUCCCAGCAGCCACCCUGUUCCCCCAGGGACCAAAGUCCCGUCCCACCAGGGCCACAAAACCCAGUGGCGGUUCGGCUCCUGGACUCAGUGCAGCGCCAGCUGUGGCAAAGGGACGAGGAUGCGGUACGUGAGCUGCCGUGACAACCAGGGUGGGGUGGCCGAGGAGUCGGCUUGUGCCCACCUCCAGAAACCCCCUGCCAGGGAAGUGUGCUCAGUAGUCGCCUGCGGACAGUGGAAAGUGUUGGAAUGGACUUCGUGCUCAGUAACCUGCGGCCAGGGGAAGACCACGCGACAAGUGCUGUGCGUCAACUUCAGCGACCAAGAAGUGAAUGCGAGCGAGUGUGACCCAGAUGAUCGUCCCACCACAGAGCAGGACUGUGCCAUGUCCCAGUGCCCGUCCCGCUCCAGUGAUUCCCGGCCUUUCCCGUCCUUGCCAAAUGGAGCCAACAGGAGCAACUUGCCCCGCAGCCAAGCCCACCAAUGGCGGACUGGACCCUGGGGUGCGUGCUCCAGCACAUGUGCCGGAGGCUUUCAGCGGCGUGUGGUGGUGUGCCAGGACGAGAAUGGCUACUCUGCCAACAACUGUGAGGAGCGCACCAAGCCCAUCGAGCAACGCUCCUGUGAGUCCGGGCCCUGUCCACAGUGGGUCUAUGGCAACUGGGGAGAGUGUACCAAACCAUGUGGGGGUGGGAUCAAGACAAGGCUGGUGGCAUGCCAGCGUCCCAAUGGUGAGCGGUUCAAUGAUCUGAGCUGCGAGAUCCACGACAAACCACCGGAUCGCGAGCAGUGCAAUACUCAGUCGUGCCCGUCUAGCCCCCACUGGAGCACAGACCCAUGGAGUUCGUGCUCAGCCUCCUGUGGCCGAGGGUUCAAGUACCGCAAGGUGAGCUGCGUGACCCGGUCAGGCCGUCCGAUCCCAGAGGAGAACUGCCAGCACCUGUCGUCCAAGCCCAGCAAGCAGAGGCGCUGCCGAGGUAGCCGAUGUCCCAAGUGGAAGACUGGCAACUGGGGAGAGUGUUCGGCAUCGUGCGGCGACGGAGUACAGCGACGGGAAGUCUUCUGCCAGGUCGGAGCCCGCCGGAGCCCGCAGGAGACCGACUGCCCGCAGCCGUCCCGACCGGCGUCCAGCCAGAGCUGCCGGGCCGCCGACUGUCCCUCCCGGUACCGGUGGAGAGAGGAGGAGUGGCAGCCGUGCAGUAAAUCAUGCGGAUCAGGCCACCGCCAUCGAGCCUUGCAGUGUGUGGACCAGAACCAAAAUGAGGUCCAUGAGAUCUACUGUGUGAACCAGCUCAGACCCCCAGACUCAGAGAGCUGCAACACCCAGCCCUGCGAAUUCAUCUGGAUCACUGGGGAAUGGACGGAGUGCUCAGCCAGCUGUGGUCAAGGCUACCGCCAGCGUCUGGUCUCCUGUAGUGAGGUGCAUGCAGGGAAUGACAACUAUGAGUACGGCCAUCAGUCUUCAUCCAACUGUCCUGGGAUGCCCCCAGAGAGCUACAUGUCGUGUAAUCUUGGCCCGUGCUCGCCUCUGCAGGAGUGGAGGGUUGGAAUUUGGGGACAGUGUUCAGUGACCUGUGGGGAUGGAGUGAUGGAGAGGACGGUGCAGUGUGUGUCAGCAGACGGACAGGAAAGCAAUAGGUGCUCUCUGGACACCAUGCCAGAGGCCAGGAAAGCCUGCAGAAAGCUAAGCUGCCGUUUGCCCACGAGCUGUCAAGACAUCCUGAGUUUGAACGGCCCCCUUCCAGAUAGCGAGCACGUUCUCAAUAUUCAAGGAAAAGCACUCAAGGUCUACUGUGCAGGAAUGCAGACAGAGAGGCCACGGGAGUACAUCACCUUGACAACCGGAGAAGAGGAGAAUUUUUCAGAGAUCUUUGGCUUCAGACUUAACGACCCCACCCAGUGUCCAUCCAAUGGUUCCAGGAGAGAGGAUUGUGAGUGUCGGAGAGACUACGCCACUGCUGGCCUCUCCACCUUCUCCAAAGUCCGCCUGGACCCCAGCAAGAUGCACAUCAUCACCACGGACUGGCAGUUUGCAUUCACCCGCGAAGGCCAAAGAGUUCCCUUUGCCACAGCUGGAGACUGCUACAGCGCCGCCCGCUGUCCACAGGGCCGUUUCAAGAUCAACCUCUCUGGAACAGGUUUCCAAGUGGCUGAGGACACCAGUUGGAUCUCCCAGGGCAACUAUGCCGUGUCUGAUAUACACAAAUCACAGGAUGGCAGCACAGUAACAGGAAUGUGUGGAGGCUACUGUGGUAAAUGCACUCCAUCUUCUGGCUCUAACCUGCCUGUGACAGUGGCAUAGAUCUGACACCAUUCACCAGUCCUCCUCAGGUGCUCCUCAUGGCAAGAAGAAGUCCCUCCUCUCUCAGUGGUGCUGCAGCUCAAACCCGUCCUUUACACGACCUCUUUCCCUCCAUUGUGUACAUAAUGUAAAUGACUCUGGUGUAAUUAAUGUACAUAGCAUGGUAAAAAAAAAAAAAAAAAUUAUUUAUUCUACUCCACAUUUAUUUUUGUAUUGUAAUAUAAUUUAAGGGUUUUAUUUUCAAGAGUAAACACCGCACAGUGUCUUAUUCACCAUGCAUCAGAUAUCUGCCAAGAUGUGCCUUCCGUUGUGGACAUUUGCCAUUUGGACAUUUUAGCACUGUCAAUCCACACUGCCAUAUGUUUUU